GAAAUAUAGAUCAGGCAUUAAAUGUCAUUGAUUCGAGUACACUACAUCGUAAUAUAUAUAGCGAGCUAACAGAACUAACUGGGUUAGUAAGUCUAACUACAAUAACAGAAAGUCUAUUAUCAGAGAAACUGCUAUUCCCAUACACUUCCCAACAAGAUUAAGGUGGGUCAGAAGCUGAAGGAAGCUCGACCACAUUGAUCUUGUCUCGCAGAAGAGGAAAUCUCGACGGGGGGCAAGGCAAUGCCAUGGUGGUCAGAUCAGCCCACUGGUCCUAAGCUGGAACAUUAAUAAAAACAAGCUUUAACGAACAAAGUUCCAGCUCCACGUCCUUCAUCUAUGCACGCAGAACUAGACUGUGAGCCAAAGAAGUGGCUCUUUGAUUGUCAUAAAGUGCUGUACAGCCUGUACUAAUGGAGAAGGGAACACCAAAUUGAGAAACUAAUAUUUGGAUCCUAAGAAUAUCUGAACUAAUUACAUGAUAUGAUUAUAAGAAUCAAGGAUAAGAAGAAUAGAUACAAGUUCAACUCCCUAAGGACAUAGAUGAAUUUAAGCAACAUACAUGAAUCUGAAAAAUAUGUAAACCCAAGUGUUGAAUUCUAUUGUUUCCAACAAAUUCCUCUCUAUUUCAAACAAUUUUGGAAGUAGUGAUGUAUUUUCUCCUAUAGUUCAUACAAAUGAACACUGUCAAUAACUAUCUAAAGAUUGUAUCUGGAGACUAGAGAGCGUUCAAAGGCAUAAAAGGAGCAGUUGAUCUUGUUGUUCCCAUGCAAGAUAGGCUUCAUUACAUGACCAGACCAGGAUAUUGUUCAAAAAAAAAAAGAAUAGAGAUAACUUUGGGUAAACUACAUCAUUGAAGAUGACACGAGCCUUGCAAGAUUGGCAUCCAGAGUAUAAAAUUAUAAUCAUCAAGCUUUUUCGUGUUCGUAUGAGACAAUAUCACUGAAGCAGAGGUCGAAACAGAGGAUUGGGCCUAAGAAAAUUAUUUAGCGGAAGACCUCACAACAGAGAUUUGCGCGCCACUGUGUUUGGCGGUGGAGUUAGUGAUCGCUUCUAUUUGAAGAAAGGCUUGCUAGUUGAUGAAUAUUAUCUUUAUCAUGUGCAUGGCUGUUAAAACUUAAAACUUUAUCCUUGAGAUAAUAAUUAUGCCUAAAGUUAUUCAUAUGGAUUGACGUUUCUUCAUUAUGUUUUAUUGGAUUUCACUUCCGAAGGAGGUUGUUGUUACUGUGGCCAAUCAUUAUCUUUUCUGUAGUUGCAAUACUUUUUCAAGUGACUUAUCUGGUACUAUGGGCUAUUAAGCCAAUGUCAUGGAUACCAGAUGCUUGGUGGACAAAACUGAUUGGGUUUAUGAUAGUUCAAUCUUGGAAUUCUCCUUAUGCAAUUUAUUUCUUGGUUAUACAACUGCUAGUACUUCUUGUUGCUUUACUUGAUAUAUAUGGGAAGAGACAUUUUCUGAAUACAUGGCAGGAUUCAUAUUGGAGUCGUUUAAUAUCAAUUGUCGAACAUUUAGGUUCUCAUCUUCGGGUGGCAUCUUGCUUGUUGUUGCCCGCCAUUCAGCUAGUUGUUGGAAUUAGCCAUCCUUCAUGGGCCUCACUGCCUUUUUUCGUUGGUAGCUGUGUUGGUCUUGUGGAUUGGUCUUUAACAAGCAACUUUCUUGGGCUUUUCAGGUGGUGGAGGCUUCUUCAGCUGUAUGCAAGUUUUAAUAUUUUCCUGCUUUACACAUAUCAACUUCCUGUGGAAUAUCCAAGCAUGAUUCAAUGGAUGGCUGAUUUACUUGGUCUUUACAAAAUAUCUGAGAAUACUGAGUGGACCAAAAUUUGUUCCAGCCUUUCUCUCAUACUUUACUAUAUAGUGAUGUCUUUCAUUAAAUCUGAUUUGGAGGAGAUGGAUUUUAUUAUUUCCAGGACAGAUUGUAACUUGACGGAGCAACUUCUUCCCUCUAAGCAUUCGUUUUUCAUCCGUGAAUCAAGAUCUGGCGUGAGGCACACUAAUGUUUUACUCAGAGGAGCUGUUUUUCGAUCCUUCAGUAUCAACUUUUUCACGUAUGGUUUCCCGGUCUCCUUGUUUGCCCUUUCCUUUUGGAGCUUCCAUUUCGCAAGCUUAUGUGCAUUUGGGCUACUGGCUUACGUUGGUUACAUUAUCUAUGCCUUCCCUUCCUUAUUUCGUCUGCACCGACUGAAUGGCCUGCUUCUUGUCUUCAUUCUCUUUUGGGCUGUUAGCACCUAUAUAUUUAAUGUGGCAUUUACAUUUCUGAAUUGGAAACUUGGACGGGACAUGAAAAUCUGGGAGAUGGUGGGUCUGUGGCACUAUCCAAUACCUGGGUUUUUUUUGCUUGCUCAAUUUUGUCUGGGAAUUUUGGUGGCAUUGGGUAAUCUUGUGAACAAUUCUGUUUUCCUCUGCUUGUCUGAUGAGGGUGGACAAACUUUAAAUGACUAUACCUCGGUAAAAGUAGAGGGAGAGACCAAGGUAUUGAUUGUUGCAACAAUAGCAUGGGGACUGCGCAAAUGCUCGCGGGCUAUAAUGUUGGCGUUGAUCUUUCUCAUUGCUAUAAAACCUGGGUUCAUCCAUGCUGUAUAUAUGAUUUUCUUCUUGAUUUAUCUUUUGAGACACAGUAUCAGCAGAAAGUUAAGACAGGCUUUGAUUCUUUUAUGUGAGAUUCAUUUUGCACUGUUGUAUAUUCUUCAAAUUAAUCUGGUUUCUUCUGCACUGGAGAAGAAGGGCUCUGUAAGCAUGGAAAUUGUAAUGCAAUUAGGCUUUCUUGAAGAAGAUAGUGCCUGGGAUUUCUUGGAAGUAGCAUUGCUCGCUUGCUUUUGCACAAUUCAUAACCAUGGUUUUGAGAUGUUAUUUUCAUUUUCUGCAAUCAUACAGCAUGCCCCUAGCCCUCCUAUUGGAUUUAGCAUCUUGAAAGCCGGGCUUAACAAAUCUGUUUUAUUGUCUGUAUAUUCUUCCUCGUCUGUGAGAAACAGUGUUGAGAAUUUCUCUUAUGAAAGAAGAAUAGCAUCAUACCUCAGUGCAAUUGGGCAGAAGUUCCUAUCUAUAUACCGAUCAUGUGGCACCUACAUUGCUUUCUUGACUAUUCUUUUUACAGUAUACAUGGUGAAGCCUAAUUACACAUCAUUCGGUUACAUAUUCCUUCUCCUUCUGUGGAUUAUUGGAAGACAACUUGUUGAGAGAACAAAAAGACAGCUUUGGCUUCCAUUGAAAGUAUAUGCAAUUUCAGUGUUUAUCUUCAUAUACAGCUUGUGCAGCUUCUCAAGCCUUGAGAUGUAUUUGUCCAGAAUGAUGGAUCUCUAUUUUUAUCUCGGAUAUGACUCAAAAGCAUCUUCUUUUGACAAUGUUUGGGAGUCUCUAGCAGUCUUAACUGUUAUGCAACUUUAUAGCUAUGAGAGGAGGCAGAGCAAGCAGAACAGACAAGUUUACUUGGAUAAGUUGGAACCAGGGCCACUUGGGUUCAUCAAGCGAUUGCUUAUCUGGCACAGUCAGAAGAUCUUGUUUAUUGCUUUGUUUUAUGCAUCUUUAUCCCCAGUCAGUACAUUUGGGUUCUUGUAUCUUCUUGGCUUUGUUUUCUGCUCCACAUUACCAAAAAUUUCUAGUAUCCCAUCCAAAUCUUUCUUAGUAUACACAGGUUUUCUGGUGACAGCCGAGUAUCUUUUCCAGAUGUGGGGUGAGCAAGCUAAAAUGUUCCCUGGGCAAAAGUACUCUAAUGUAUCGAUCAUCUUGGGCUUCCGUGUAUACAGCCCUGGAUUUUGGGGUCUAGAAUCAGGAUUGAGGGGGAAAGUGCUGGUUAUUGUGGCUUGUACUCUUCAAUACAAUGUCUUCCGUUGGCUGGAAAGGAUGCCAAAUAUAGUUUUAAGCAAUGAACAGUGGGAAGAACCUUGUCCUUUGUUUGUUUCCACAGAAGAUACAUUUGAUGAUGUUACAAUAUGCAAUGAGGAAAGUAAACCGUCAUGUAGUCCCUUCCCGCCAGCUGCAUUACAAGAAGGGGCAUCUAGCAAGUCAUCGAAAAUUGUAACCUCUGGUUUGCCUCGAGCACAUGUUACUACAUCCGCUAAUACUGGAGGUUCUGACAGUAACAGCAAAAAGUAUUCAUUCGGGUUUAUCUGGGGAAGCAACAAGGAGAGCCACAAGUGGGACAAGAUGCGAAUUGUUUCUUUGAGAAAGGAGCGGUUUGAAACACAGAAAACUGUCUUAAAAAUAUAUAUGAAAUUUUGGAUGGAGAAUAUGUUUAAUCUGUUGGGUCUUGAGAUAAACAUGAUCACUUUACUACUGGCAAGCUUUGCCUUGUUAAAUGCACUAUCCAUACUAUAUAUUGCACUGCUUGCUGCUUGUAUUCUUUUGAAUCGGCAAGUUAUCCGCAAAAUCUGGCCCAUAUUUGUCUUUUUGUUUGCUUCCAUUCUCAUCUUGGAAUAUUUUGUCAUCUGGAAGGAUAUGUCACCUUUGAAUUCCAAUGCUACAAGUGAGAUUCAUUGCCAUGACUGCUGGAAAACUUCAACUUUGCAUUUCCAUUAUUGUGAGAAAUGUUGGCUUGGACUUGUUGUUGAUGAUCCCCGAAUGCUGAUAAGCUACUUUGUGGUAUUCAUGCUGGCUUGUUUCAAACUUCGUGCUGAUCGCCUGUCUAGCUUUUCAGGAUCGUCAACAUACCGUCAGAUUAUGUCUCAACGUAAGAACACAUUUGUUUGGAGAGAUCUAUCGUUUGAAACUAAAAGCAUGUGGACCUUUCUUGAUUAUUUAAGGCUUUACUGCUAUUGCCACCUGUUAGAUCUUGUGCUAAUAUUAAUUUUGAUUACUGGAACACUUGAGUACGAUAUUUUGCAUCUUGGUUAUCUUGCCUUUGCUCUGGUAUUCUUUCGCAUGAGACUUGAAAUACUGAAAAAGAAGAACAAAAUAUUCAAGUUCUUGCGUGUAUACAAUUUUGUUGUUAUUAUACUUUCUCUUGCCUAUCAGUCUCCUUUUGUUGGGGGGCCAAGUGCUGGAAAGUGUGACACAGCAAAUUCCAUCUAUGAGAUGAUUGGUUUUUAUAAAUAUGAUUAUGGUUUUCGGAUUACUGCAAGAUCUGCAAUUGUCGAGAUUAUCAUUUUUGUGCUGGUAUCACUUCAGUCAUACAUGUUUUCCUCUCAAGAGUUUGAUUAUGUGUGUCGGUACCUGGAAGCAGAGCAAAUUGGUGCAAUUGUGCGUGAGCAAGAGAAAAAGGCUGCAUGGAAAACUGAGCAAUUACAACAAAUUCGUGAAAGUGAGGAGAAAAAACGACAGCGUAAUAUGCAGGUGGAGAAGAUGAAAUCUGAAAUGCUGAACCUGCAAAUACAGCUCCAUGAUAUUAACACAUCCACUAAUUGUAUUGAUGGAUUUUCUCACAGCAGUGAGGGUUUAAGAAGGAGAAGGAGUGCUUCUCUUAUAUCAAAUAAUGACAUUGGAAUCCCUGAUAAAGAAGACCUGGUUUUGGGGAGACUAGAUUCCGAAAUAAGACAGGAUGCUGUUUUCCCAACUGAAUCACAUGAAUCAUCUGCUUGCAUGGAUGUGGAAACUCCAUUAACAGAGGAGUAUGUAAAGCAUUCAGUUGAUUCUCCUCUAUGUGAAAUUACUGAAAUAGACAUUGAUACUCCUUCUAGUGAUUCAGGAAAAAAGGGAAAAGUUAAAGGGCAAGCAAAAGAAAACCCGUUGAAAUCUGCUGUACAGUUAUUAGGUGAUGGUGUUUCCCAGGUGCAGUCCAUUGGAAAUCAGGCAGUUAAUAACUUAGUGAGCUUUCUGAAUAUUUCACAAGAAGAUUCUGAUUCCAAUGAACACACAAACGCAGAGGAUCAGAUAUAUGACGAGAUGGAAAGUCAGAAACCUCGGCAUAUAUUUUUGGAUCGAGCUUCAUCUUUGCAGUCUGAUAGAAGUUCUGAUGCUGCAAGUCUGCAGUUAGGAAGGAUCUUUCGUUAUAUAUGGUACCAGAUGCGUUCCAACAAUGAUGUAGUAUGUUACUUUUGCUUUGUUCUUGUGUUCUUAUGGAACUUCAGUUUGUUAUCAAUGGUGUAUCUUGGCGCUCUUUAUUUGUAUGCUUUAUGGGUUAAUACAGGCCCGAGUUACAUCUCCUGGGUUAUCAUGUUGAUCUAUACAGAACUUUACAUUUUACUUCAGUAUUUGUAUCAAAUCAUCAUCCAGCAUUGUGGGUUGAGUAUUGAUCCUGGCCUGUUGAGAGAAUUAGGUUUUCCAACACACAAGGUCACGUCUUCAUUUGUUGUCAGUUCAUUGCCUCUUUUUCUUGUCUAUUUAUUUACCCUCAUUCAAAGUUCCAUAACACCCAAGGAUGGUGAAUGGAUGUCUUCUACCGACUUCAAAUUUAAGAGGAAUGAUCUCCACACAAAAGAUAACCCAACUAGUUAUAGCUGGCGAGAUAAAGCAUGGGAUCUGCUAACUCAGAUGACUAACAUGGUAAAACUGGUAGUGAGAAGCUUUUUUAGGUACUGGAAAUCACUCACACAGGGAGCAGAAUCACCUCCUUAUUUUGUUCAGGUGUCUAUGGAUGUCAACUUCUGGCCAGAGGAUGGGAUUCAACCAGAGAGAAUUGAAUCUGGAAUUAAUAAGUUACUCAGAGUUAUCCACAAUGAUAAGUGCAAGGAAAAGAACCCAAGUAUUUGCUCUUUUGCUAGUAGGGUUAACAUUCAAAGCAUUGAAAGAAGUAAAGAGAAUUCGAGUGUUGCCUUAGUGGUUUUCGAGGUUGUGUAUGCCUCACCUGUAACUGAUUGUUCUUUAGCAGAAUGGAAUAAAUCUUUAACUCCAGCAGCUGAUGUUGCCAAGGAAAUUCUCAAAGCUCAGCGUGCAGGUUAUGUAGAAGAAGUGGGAUUCCCUUACCGUAUUCUCUCUGUAAUUGGUGGAGGCAAGAGAGAAGUUGAUCUGUAUGCCUACAUAUUUUGUGCAGAUCUGAUUGUAUUCUUUCUUGUUGCCAUCUUCUACCAGUCUGUCAUAAAAAACAAAAGUGAGUUCCUUGAAGUGUAUCAGCUUGAAGACCAGUUUCCAAAAGAAUAUGUCUUUAUGUUGAUGGCUAUCUUCUUCUUGAUUGUACUUGAUCGUAUAAUAUACCUCUGCUCAUUUGCCACGGGGAAAGUGAUAUUCUAUAUUUUCAACCUCAUUCUCUUCACGUAUUCAGUUACAGAGUAUGAUUGGCAAUUGGAUCCAUCUCGACAGCAUGCAGCUCAGUUUGCUCUCCGUGCCAUAUUUCUUGCGAAAGCAAUUUCCCUAGGAUUGCAAGCUGUACAAAUCCGAUAUGGCAUUCCUAACAAGAGCACAUUGUACCGACAAUUUUUGACUAGUGAAGUUUCACGAAUCAACUACUUAGGAUAUAGACUUUAUCGUGCUCUGCCAUUCCUUUAUGAAUUACGAUGCGUACUUGAUUGGUCGUGCACAACUACAUCCCUCACCAUGUAUGACUGGCUAAAGCUUGAGGACAUAAACGCAAGUUUGUACCUUGUCAAAUGUGAUUCAGUCUUGAAUAGAGCUACACACAAACAGGGGGAGAAGCAAACGAAAAUGACCAAAUGCUGCAACGGGAUUUGCCUGUUUUUUGUACUGAUAUGUGUUAUAUGGGCUCCAAUGCUGAUGUAUAGCAGUGGUAACCCCACAAACAUUGCAAACCCCAUUAAAGAUGCUAGCUUUCAAGUUGAUAUCAAGACAGUGAGUGGAAGGUUGAAUCUGUACCAAACUACUCUGUGUGAAAGGAUCCAGUGGGAUUCACUCACUUCGAAAGUCAAUACUGAUCCCAAUGGCUAUUUAAAUGCAUAUAAUAAGAAUGAUAUACAGUUGAUAUGCUGUCAAGCUGAUGCUAGUACAUUAUGGCUUGUUCCACUUGUUGUUCAGACUAGAUUGGUUCAGUCCCUUGAAUGGUAUACCGACAUGGAAAUUUUUUUCACCUGGGUACUUUCAAGGGACAGACCAAAAGGGAAAGAAGUUGUGAAAUAUGAGAAGGCCAUUGAUCCUCAAUAUCUCCCAAUGCAGUCUGAUGUUCAAAAAGUUCUUAACGGCUCUAUGAACAGUUUUAGGAUUUAUAAUGUUUAUCCGAGAUACUUUCGUGUCACUGGUUCAGGUGACGUUAGACCUUUGGAGGAGGAUGGUGCUGUUAAUGCUGAUCUCAUUUUAAAUCGUGAGCAGUUUGAGUGGUGGGCCUUUAAAGAUGUCAAUCCACCAAAUAUAAGUAAAUUUUGUGGAGGUUUGACAGGACCUAUGGCAAUCAUAAUAUCUGAGGAAACACCACCACAGGGUAUUCUUGGUGACACACUCAGCAAGUUCAGCAUAUGGGGGCUUUACAUAACCUUUGUUCUAGCUGUUGGACGCUUCAUCAGACUCCAGUGUUCUGACUUAAGGAUGAGAAUUCCCUUCGAGAACCUACCUUCCUGUGAUAGGUUAAUAGCCAUUUGCGAGGAUAUAUAUAACGCAAGAGCUGAAGGUGAGCUUGGAGUUGAAGAGGUCCUUUACUGGACACUGGUGAAGAUAUAUCGGUCCCCGCACAUGCUGCUUGAGUACACCAAACCUGAUUAAAACAUUAAGGGUUGAGCACCAUCUUCUGGUCAUAAAUGUUAACUAAAGCUAACAUAUUGUUGAGUGCCAUGCAAAUAGAACGAGGUCAGACGGGGCAGUACGAUGCAGGUGGAUACCGCAUAAGAUUAUAACUUUGCAAAGUGUUUGGUGCGGUAUUCAGUAUGGAUUAUAAACCAUUUCUCUGGCAAGGCUGGCAUCGUGAUACAUGAUUAUGUAAACUAUACAUGCAUGAUAGAAAGUUUGUAGUAAUUAUUUUAGGGAAAAUCAUGUGUACAAUAAAUGUAAUCCAUAUUCAAUACCAGAGUUAUAGUGAAUCAAAUGAGCAAAUAUCAAUGUAUAGUUGUUAACCAGGAAUAACAAUUUUCUCCUACCAUUUCUCUCA
Molecule: messenger RNA, 8890 nt
Organism: Lathyrus oleraceus (garden pea)
Lineage: Eukaryota; Viridiplantae; Streptophyta; Magnoliopsida; Fabales; Fabaceae
Product: piezo-type mechanosensitive ion channel homolog
Exons: 20
Coding region: 1300-8508 (2402 amino acids)
Biological process (GO): cellular response to mechanical stimulus; detection of mechanical stimulus; regulation of membrane potential
Cellular component (GO): membrane
Molecular function (GO): mechanosensitive monoatomic ion channel activity; monoatomic cation channel activity
Source: RefSeq, a predicted model, not a curated record